Molecule: messenger RNA, 2872 nt
Organism: Acanthochromis polyacanthus (spiny chromis)
Lineage: Eukaryota; Metazoa; Chordata; Actinopteri; Pomacentridae
Gene: glrx5
Product: glutaredoxin 5 homolog (S. cerevisiae)
Exons: 2
Coding region: 151-621 (156 amino acids)
Source: RefSeq, a predicted model, not a curated record
UCGUCCAAUCAGCGCUCAGGUCCCGCCCCCAGCUCAGAGAGAGUAGUGUGUUGACGGACCGCAGUCACUCCGGCUUCUGGUCAACUAAGUUAGUUGGUUUCUGCGACAGUUCUCUUCCUCUCACGAAGACAAAAUUCACCUAAAAAGACCAUGAAUAGUUUAAUCAGAUCCGCUGCUCGGUGUCUGCGGUCGGGGCCGUCCGUGUACGCGCCGGUACGAGCCGAUGGACGCGUGUGGUCGGCCCCGGCCCGGUUCCUGUGCUCGGCGGCGGACCUCCAGAAGGACCUUGGUCAGAUGGUGAAGAAGGACAAGGUGGUCGUGUUCAUGAAGGGGACGCCGGCUCAGCCCAUGUGCGGCUUCAGCAACGCCGUGGUCCAGAUCCUCCGGAUGCACGGAGUGGACAACUACGCUGCGUACAACGUGCUGGAGGACCAGGACCUGAGACAAGGAGUCAAAGACUUCUCCAACUGGCCGACCAUCCCUCAGGUCUACUUCAACGGGGAGUUCGUGGGCGGCUGCGACAUCCUGCUGCAGAUGCAUCAGAACGGAGAUCUGGUGGACGAGCUGAAGAAGCUGGGCAUCCAAUCGGCGCUGCUGGACGCCGAGAAGGAGUCCAAGUAGACGUCCAACAGCCCACAGAGGACAUCGAUCAGGUGGAACCCCCACCCAGCACUCAGAUGAAUCCACUCAUCAGGCUGAUAGGGGGACGUUUGCACAGAUUAGAUGUCUGACAGCUGAGGACGGGAAAAAAAGAGUGGACAGUGUCUUUACAGGGUAUUUUCUCUUUAGAGCACUUUUUUAAAGCUUUUUUUUUUUUCCAGUUUGGAGGCAGCAGAAACAAGCCGUAAACACAAGAAGAUCAGGUAGAGCGGUUUUCUUCCAGCUGUUUAGUGUAAACAGCUGGACUAAAUGGAGCUGUGAGAGCACCGAGAGUGAACCAAAACAGUGAAGCUGUGGGCCAGAAAACCAAAAGAAAGACGCGAUAAAACCUCACAGAGCUGAGCUUGAUUUUCUCUGAGUUUGUUAUUUAACAUUACACAUAAGGAGUGAAGCAUCGUUACUGCAGAAAGAUGGAUCAUUACGGCUUUAAUGUUAUUUAUAACAUAUUUAUAACUCUGAAGCAUUUUAGUUCAGGUUCCACAUUCAGCCCCGUUUAACGUCACGUAAACCAGACCAGUAAAACCACAGCCUAAUAACGAAUAAAUAACCACAACUCCUAAUGGUUCCUGUUUGAGUGCAAAAAAGUUCACAUUUAAGGAUGAUGAUCAAAGCCACAAAAGACAAAAACAAGACAAAAUAUGACAAAAUAAGACACAGAGAAACAAACGAGAAACAAAAUUACAAAAAAAUGAGACGACAUGAAACAAAAGAGACAAAAAAUUUGACAAAAAAAACUAAACUUACAAAGUGACCAAAAAUGGAGACAACAAAAACGAGAAACAAAACGACAAAACAUGAGACAAUCGACAAAAUUCAGACAAAAAUGAGAUGCAAAAUGACAUGAAAUAAAACAAAAAAGAGACAAAACAUUACAAAAAAAAGUUACAAAGCUGCAAAAAAAUAGACAAAGGAUGAAAAUGAGACAAAGCCAUAAAACAGCGCACAAUACAAGUAAUAAAGCAAAACACAAAACGACAAAAACAUGAGACAAAUGCUGAAAGUCAGACAAAAAAGGACAAAAACAAGACAAAAUAUGACAAAAAUAAGACACAGAGAAACAAACGAGAAACAAAAUUACAAAAAUGAGACGACAUGAAACAAAAGAGACAAAAAAUUUGACAAAAAAAACUAAACUUAAAGUGACCAAAAAAUGGAGAAACGACAAAAACGAGACACAAAACGACAAAACACGAGACAAUCAAGUCAGACAAAAACAAGACAAAAUUGAGAUGCAAAAUGACAAAAAAAUGACAUGAAACAAAACAAAAAGACAAAAAAGUUACAAAGCUGCAAAAAAAUAGACAAAAUGAAAAUGAGACAAAAACAUAAAACAGCGCACAAUACAAGUAAUAAAGCAAAACACAAAACGACAAAAACAUGAGACAAAUGCAGAAAGUCAGACAAAAAAAAGACAAAAACAAGACAAAAUAUUACAAAAAUGAGACACAAAAUGACAAAAGAAGACUUUAUGAUCAAAACAACUUAUGGUCUAGAAAUAAUUAAACUUUUAUCAUUUUACAAUCUGGAGUUAACGUCUUCUCUCUGAUGCUUCACAAAGUCGACCUCCUGUUUGACUCCUCUGCUCCAAAUCCCACAUUUGAACACUUCCUGUUCUCUUGAAUCACCAAAUUUCUAUUUCUGAACAGCUUUUAGUGUUUAAACUGCCCCUGCUCCGUCACAGAAUCCCGUCAGGUUCCAUCUCCAUCAUCUUCUCGUCCUCUAGAAGCUCUGCUACCUCGACUGUCCACCUUUUUUUUUUUUUUUCCCCUCAAGCCGCUCUCAGCUUCAGACCAACUCUGAGAUCAGAUCAGAUCCUCUCAGGGCUGCCGGGUUCCUCCUGAGCACGACGUCGUCACUCGAAGCUUCCAGAUCACUGCCUGCAGCUCCUCAGAGAAGAACAGAGAGCGGACCAUAAAAUGAUUCAAGUUUCCUAAUAGUAAAACAUGUUUUAAUGGAAUUUCUGUCAAACACAAUGGCUGAAACGCAACAAACACCUGAAUACCUUUAUCCAUGUUUCCUGAAGAUGACUGAUGUCAGCACAUCUGGAAGCAGCUGGAUGUAAAGUCUGUGGUUUUUAUUGGCUUGUCUGCUGUCGUAUUAUCAAAGAAUCACCACGUAGUACACUGUAACAUAUUGUACAUUGAAAGCUUAUUAUUAAAUGUAUUUUAGAAGCAUGUGCACCCUGAACCCAAUAAAUAUUUUGUGACACGAA